GAAAUGUCGUUGAUGAAGCGACGAAAGGGUUCCAUCAAUCACCAUGCCGUUGAUCAUCGCCACUUUGGCAUCCCUUGCUUUGUGCUUCGCCCCUGCUCCGGGUGCGGCGGCGACGGUCUCGGCGCGGCGUCCGCUGCGGGGCAAUGAUACGCUGGUCUCGGCACAAGGCAAAUUUGAGCUCGGCCUGUUCAGCCCUGCUGGCAGCUCCGGCGGCAGGCUCUACCUCGGGAUCUGGUACAAGAACGUCCCCGUCCAGACCGUCGUCUGGGUCGGCAACCGCGCUGCCCCCCUGUCUGCCGUCGCCUCCACCGAGCUUCGUGUGUCUACCGAAGAUGGUAACCUCGAGCUCGUCGGCCCCACCAGCGCCUCUGCCUCGCCGGUCGUCGUGUGGUCUUCCAACCUGUCGCCUUCGUUGCCGGGCUCAAACACGGCGGAGAUCCGCGACGACGGCAACCUGGUACUUCUUGCCGGCGGCAACACCUCCAACGUGCUGUGGCAGAGCUUCGACCAUCCGACGGACACGCUGGUGCCCGACGCGUGGGUCGGGGAGAACAAGCUCACCGGCGAGUACCAGACGCUGACGUCGUGGCGCAACGCCCAAGACCCCGCGCCUGGGAUGUUCACCGACACGGUGGACCCCAACGGCACCAGUGAGUUCUUCUACAUGUGGAACCACUCCCGUACGUACUGGCGUACCGGCAUGUGGACGGGCCGCACCUUCGCGACCAUGCCGGAGGUGAGGAACAAUGUCCUCGUCAACACGACGUACGUCGAGACGCCGGCGUUCCGGCGAGUCAGCGACAUACUCUACGACAAUGCCACCAUCGCGCGCUUGGUGCUCGAUCUCACCGGACAGGCGAAGCGGUACAUCUGGAUGCCCGGGAGUCAGAGCUGGCAACUCUACUGGGCGGCGCCCACCUUGCAGUGCGAUGUGUACGCGCUCUGCGGCGUGUUCGGCGUGUGCGACCAGAGGAGCCAGCUGCCGUGCCGGUGCCUGCCCGGGUUUGCUCCGGCGUCGGAGGUGGACUGGACGCUCAACGACUGGAGCGGUGGCUGCCGCCGGAGCUCGUCGCUCACGUGCGCGAACAACGGGUCGACGACCGACGGUUUCCUACCUCUGCCGGACGUGAAGCUUCCCGACGGCGACUCGCUCGCCGUCGGCGCCGCCCAGAGCAAAGCAGAGUGCGAAUCGACAUGCCAAAGCAACUGCUCUUGCCAGGCCUAUGCCUUCUCCGCCGGGGCCAAGGGGUGCACCGUCUGGCACGAAGAGAUCCGCAACCUUGAGCAGCUCUACGCGGAUUCCGGCGUCUCCGGGUCAGACCUCCAUCUCCGGCUUUCACAAGAAGGACUGGAUAUUCUACAUGGCGCAGAUAGCAAGAAACGGGGGAGAAGGUUAGGGCUUGUUGUUGGCAUCCCAUUGGCCGGUCUUGCAGCAUUAGGCGCGUCGGUGAUACUGGCCUGGAGGAUUCUCCUUGCUGGGAGGAGACGACUGGCCAGCAUGGAAAACGAGAAGGGGUCCUCCUUGGUCGUGUACAGUUACAGCGACCUCCGUGCCGCCACGAAGAACUUCUCGGAGCGGCUGGGCGGCGGCAGCUUCGGCUCGGUGUACCACGGUGUCCUAAAGGGAGGGCAUAAGGGUGACAAUGCAAUUCAACACCAAGUGGCAGUGAAGAAGCUCGAAAGUCUUGGACGGCAAGGCGACAAGCAGUUCCGGACGGAGGUGAGCACGUUGGGGCUUAUCCAGCACGUGAACCUCGUCCGGCUCCUUGGCUUCUGCUCGGCGGGCGAUGAGAAGAUGCUCGUGUAUGAGUACAUGCCUAGAGGCUCCCUCGACCGUUAUCUUUUCGGCGGCGGCGCGAGCCUGAGCUGGCGAGAACGACAUUGUAUCAUGGUCGGCGUGGCCAGAGGGCUGGCUUACUUGCACCAUGGGUGUCACGAGUGCAUCAUACACUGUGACAUCAAGCCGGAGAACAUCCUGUUGGACGAGGACAUGUCCCCGAGGAUCGCCGACUUCGGGAUGGCGAAGCUGGUAGGAAGGGACUUCAGCCGCGCGCUGACAACGAUGCGAGGCACCAUCGGAUACCUAGCGCCGGAGUGGAUCUCCGGUCAGCCUAUCAGCGCCAAGGCGGACGUCUACAGCUUCGGGAUGGUGCUCUUUGAGCUCAUCUCCGGACGACGAAACUCUGAUGGGUAUAGCAUGGUGGAGGUCGCAGGGAGUGGGAACAGUGAUUCGUGGACAUUCUUCCCCUUGUGGGCUGCUGGAAAGGUGGUGGAAGGAGAGGUGAGCGCCGUGGCAGACCCGCGGCUGCGCGGCAACAUGAGACCGGAAGAGCUGAAGCGGGCGUGCUGGAUUGCAUGCUGGUGCAUCCAGGACGAGGAGGCGCAACGGCCGACCAUGGCGCAGGUCGUGCAGGCGUUGGAGGGCGCCAUCCAGGUCCACGCACCGCCGGUGCCGCGGGCUCUGAAACACCUCGUCACGCUCACGUAAGCCACACAUGGCAACCGCUCCAAUCUUAUUACACACGGAAUUGUUCAGCACAUGUGCGGACCGAAAUUACGCGUGGGAGACUUUCCCGUGACAUGAGAAAGUAGUUUAGUGUGCCAAGUCAUGAAAAAAAGGGAGGGAAGGAAGCACGACCAGUUCAACAGCUACAAACAAGUCCAACAAAUCAAAUCUACAAACACUCAAGUUCAACAUGAUGACCGCCACUAACAAGGAGCUAAAGAAGGAUUAGAUGUCCUAAGCUUGUCAUUUUCCAUCCUUGAUUUGAUCGAUGACACUUUGCAAUGGCGUGAAGCGAUUGUUGAACACCGAAUUUUUCCUCUCGCGCCAAAUGGAGAACCGAUCAACAUGAGAAAGUACUUUUGUGUGGCAGACGCUUUUUUUUAGUCCGAAAGAUAUUUUGGUAGAUCACGAGACCAUUCUCAAGAUAGUGACUAUAUGGCUAAGCUCGCCACUCGUGGCACAUCCUUUUUAUCUAGGUUGGAGUUGUUCAAACGUCCAUUUAGAUAGAUUGAGAAGAAAGUGAAUAGAAUGUACCAAUAGUCACUGAAGUUGACUGCCUCCUUGACUUUUGUCAUUGUACUUAGAAAAGUAUAAUUACCUUCAUUAAGGUUUA
Messenger RNA from Hordeum vulgare subsp. vulgare (domesticated barley), 3119 nucleotides. RefSeq names its product G-type lectin S-receptor-like serine/threonine-protein kinase At2g19130. The transcript has a single exon. Gene Ontology annotation, molecular function: ATP binding; protein serine/threonine kinase activity. Gene Ontology annotation, biological process: recognition of pollen; protein phosphorylation. The record is from RefSeq and is a predicted model, not a curated record. Bases 44 to 2488 code for a protein of 814 amino acids. Lineage: Eukaryota; Viridiplantae; Streptophyta; Magnoliopsida; Poales; Poaceae.